Molecule: messenger RNA, 1281 nt
Organism: Necator americanus (New World hookworm)
Lineage: Eukaryota; Metazoa; Nematoda; Chromadorea; Rhabditida; Ancylostomatidae
Exons: 11
Coding region: 1-1281 (426 amino acids)
Source: RefSeq, a predicted model, not a curated record
AUGUUACUGAUUCUUCUCCUACUUCCCUGUCUAUCCUUGGCUGUACCACAAAACUGUUUCGCUCGUGUCCGCAAUCACACACUCAUUGGAACAGCAAUCAUAACACUUGAUCAUGUCACUCUGCUACAAUGUCAACAUGCUUGCCUAGAGGCAAAGAAACAAAGCUGCAGAUCAUUGAUGUAUCAUGCAGCAACGAAACGAUGUUACCUGAAUUCUGAAGACAUGAAAACACCUGGAUCUCAGUUUGUUCCCGUUUUGGACGCGGUCGACUACUAUCACAGGACAUGUUACUAUAAACCAAGUAUGCCAGUCAAACGUGAAUCUAUUAACGUAUUCGAAGACAAAUGUUAUGAAAUCAUUAAGGGCAAGGUAUUGAUUGGUAUCGUCGACCAAUUGAUUCAAGACGUGACUUCAUUGGAUCAAUGUAAGAAACGUUGUCAGAAAAGUAAGGAAGCCAGUGAUAUUGUCUGCAAAAGUGCCAUUUUCUAUGAGAAAGAGAAGGAGUGCAUUAUUGCGUCACAAUCACGAAGCGAUAUCCCUGAUCUAUUCAUAGAAGAUGAUCAAGCGAUAUAUAUCGAAAACGCAUGCCUUAGCGAUAGCACCUCAUCGAUGAAGAAACUACAAGCAAUGCCUGAGACCGUUCCAGACUUCAAAUCGCAUGUGGCAGGUUCUUCUAUUGAGCCAACAACAACGACUCAACAGACGGAAUCACUCCCAGAAUCCACCCGUACUACCGCACGAACCUCUAUCGCCAUCGGCAAAGUCACCCACAACCAAAGAAAAUCGCCGCAGAACACUGUUGAACUGUCCGGCUAUGAAUCUCCUUCUGAUACAGUAUCAAAUGAUUCUGGUGCAGAGGACGUAAUUACGACAACGACGACGACAACAACAACAACAACAACUACCACAACCACCACCGAAAAACCAACAACAAGCUUUGAUGCAAAGGUGAUUGACUCCUAUAAUGUCGAGCCAGUUGUGAAAACUGCAGCGUCAGCAGGCUACGGUAGACGUUUGCGCGACGCUCGAGUUAAGGAGUGCUUCACUGAGGUACGUCCUCUUCACCCAAUGGAUCAAACACGGAUAACGAAAGCCUACUCGCUUGAGCAGUGCACAGAUAUUUGUCGACUAUGUUGGAGAUGUUUACAUGGCAAAAAAUGUGAAGCGGUCGCAUUUGAUGUAAGUCGUGAAUUCUGCGCUCUCUCUUCUACGCACAUCGUAGACGGUGGCGAUAUGCAAGAAGUGGACGGAAUUGUUUAUCAUAAUAGAAACGACUGUUGA